Molecule: messenger RNA, 1425 nt
Organism: Lachancea dasiensis
Lineage: Eukaryota; Fungi; Ascomycota; Saccharomycetes; Saccharomycetales; Saccharomycetaceae
Source: the annotation of a GenBank genome assembly
AUGAGCGCAUCUCAACAAACAGAAAAGCAGCAGCUCGCAAAGCAAGAGUUUGCAGAUGUUGGCAGCGAGCAAGAUGCCAAAAAUACACAAGAUCAAGGGGCUACGCAAGAUGGACCAACUGGCGCCGGUGAAGCCCCGGAAACAUCUACGCAGCCAGCGCAGGAGAAACCCGCUGCAGCCGAAGAGGCCGCGGUUACUCCUGCAAACGCUUCGAAGGGUGGCAGAGAGACCUCUGACCGGAUCUUGUACGUUGGCAAUUUGGACCUGAGUGUCACUGAGGAAAUGCUCAGACAGUACUUUCAAGUGGGUGGGGCCGUUGCCAAUGUCAAAAUCUUGAUGGACAAGAACAACAAGGAUGCAAACUAUGCCUUCGUGGAAUUCUACAAGCCUCACGACGCCAAUGUGGCUUUCCAGACUCUGGACGGAAAGCAGGUGGAAAACAAUGUUAUCAAGAUCAACUGGGCUUUCCAAUCGCAGCAGGUGUCGUCAGAAGCCACUUUCAACCUGUUUGUUGGGGAUCUGAGCGUUGACGUUGACGACGAAACGCUUGCUUCCACUUUCAAAGCGGUCCCCACCUUCAUCCAGGCCCAUGUCAUGUGGGAUAUGCAAACCGGAAGAUCUAGAGGUUACGGUUUUGUAUCCUUUGGUGACCAGUCUCAAGCUCAAACGGCCAUGGAACAGAGCCAGGGUACCAUAUUAAAUGGCCGAGCAAUCCGCAUCAACUGGGCUUCCAAGCGUGAGCAUAGCAACAGCAACAACAGCAACAACAACAAUAACAACAAUAACAGCAACAGCAACAGCAACAGCUACCAUGCCGGCGGAAAUCCAUAUCACGUUAACACGCGCGGAGGUGGCGCGCGCCGUGGAGGCUUCCGUGGGAAUCAGCAAUACAGAAGCCCAAUGGGUCCCAUGGCCAUGUCUGCACCACCCCGUGGUCCACAUUUGCCAGCCAUGGGCUUGCCUCCUCAAGCUGCUCUGCUCCAGCAUCAAGGUCCCGUCAUGUUGCCCCAAGUUCCCCCUCAGGCAAUCGAGGCCAUGGUCAGAAGUGCGCCCCUUAGAGUCACAACCGUCUACAUUGGUAACAUCCCUCACUUUGCCUCCGAGCAGGAUCUCAUCACACUACUGCAGAACUUUGGUUUCAUCGUCGAUUUUAAACAUUACGCUGAAAGAGGCUGCUGCUUCGUGAAAUAUGGUACCCACGAGCAAGCUGCGGUUUGUAUUCUAUCACUUGGAAACUUCCCGUUCCAAGGAAGAAACCUCAGAACUGGAUGGGGCAAAGAAAAGCCUGCCUACAAUCCACCUACCAAGCUGGAUGGCGCAGGACAUCCCGCAGGCCAGGCGCCAAUCCCAAGUGUGCAGUCUGAGACUCAAGAGCCCUCUAUAAAUAACGACUCAGAUCAAACUCAGGAAGAAGGCCAGGUGUGA